Messenger RNA from Anopheles stephensi (Asian malaria mosquito), 4280 nucleotides. It is a transcript of the gene Gmap, whose product is annotated as thyroid receptor-interacting protein 11. Gene Ontology annotation, molecular function: small GTPase binding. The transcript is spliced from 6 exons. Gene Ontology annotation, biological process: endoplasmic reticulum to Golgi vesicle-mediated transport; Golgi organization. The record is from RefSeq and is a predicted model, not a curated record. NCBI's taxonomy places the organism in Eukaryota, Metazoa, Arthropoda, Insecta, Diptera, Culicidae. Gene Ontology annotation, cellular component: Golgi apparatus. The coding region runs from base 284 to 4078 and encodes 1264 amino acids.
UUGCGUGUAAUGUUUUUGUUUUGGAAUUCGUGGAGGUUUAAAUUUUAUGCAAUUUUCGUGUAAAUCUUCCAAAACAGCGGCACGAUUAUCGCGAAAACCUUCGGGAGGUGAAAUCGUUUGUGAGAUGCUAGCUAGUGGAUAGUAAGUGUGCGCGUUUUGGCUUACAUCGGGUAAUGCAGCUCAGCAUUCCUGCCUGCCUGCCGGUAUUUGUGCGUUCUGUGCUUACGUGUUUGUUGUGCUGUUGUCGCCAAAGAACGGAACUCUCGUGCAGCUAUCGACGGAAAUGUCGUGGCUAAAGCUGAACGAUAGCCUGAACAAGGUGAAGGGAUCCAUCACCUCCUUUACGCAGGAAGUGUUUGCGGAAGGAAUCAUCGGAGAGGACGAGGGCGAUCAGAAUCCGGUCCGGGAGCUGAACAUUGCACGCGAAAAAAUCAACCAACUAUCGGACCUAUGUGCGACGCAAGACCAAGAGAUUGAGACCCUUCGUAGGCAGGUUGCGGAAUAUCAACAACAGCUGCCACAGCCAUGCUCAUCCGGAUCGCAACAGCCCGGUUCGUCGUCUUCUUCCAAACCGUCAUCGGUUGAGUUGCUUUGCGCGGCGACAUCGUCAUCAGCCUGCUCAUCAAAACCCACGGGGACUCUCGGCCCAGAGCAUCAUGUCGGCACAACGACCGUCACCAGCACGCUGGAGGACAGCUGGUUCUGGGACCCGGAGAACAACAUCUCGUCGACGUCGUCCUCCUCCAAGAAGGACGACAGCGAAUCGCCCUCGUCCGGACCGACCGAGCUGACAACGAUUCCGCUCGAGGCUCCCGCCAACGAAAGCGAAAUCAUCGAUCGUCUCCAGCGCCAGCUGCACGAAAAGUCCCAGCAGCUCAAGAAGCAGCAGCUCGAGAACGCUCUGCUGAACGAAAAGUUGGGCCAGGUGAGCAGCGAAAACCGUGAGCUAAAUGAAAACAUCGAAGAGCUUGACCGGCAGCAUGAGGUGGUGCUGGAGAAUCUGGUCGCCGGCAAGCGUGACCUGCAGGCUCAGUGUGGUCGUCUCGAGGCGGAACUAAAAUCGAAGGCGGCCGAAUCGCAAGCAACCCUGCGGGAGCUGCAAACCCGCUUCGAACGGUUAGAGCAGGCCAACGCUCAAACCUGCCAGGAUAAUGAAAAGCUGCGAGCGGAAACGGAAAAGCUAACAGCCGAGCUGGAACGGAUUGUCUGCGAGAAUGUCGAGGCGGUGGCAGCGCUCGAGAAACAGCUCGAGGAGAAACGGCGCGGACAAGCCGCUUCGGACGAGCUGUGUCGCACUUUGCGGGAGGAAAAUGAAGAUCUUCGCCAGCGGAACACCGAAGAAGCGGAGUUUGUGGUAGCCGUACCGACGGAGGACAGCGCAAAAGAAGCGAACGCGGCCCUGCAAGCUGAGCUGGACGAGCUUAAGCAAACGCUGGAUGCGGUCCGUACCGAGCGGGACAAUUUGCAGAAGCUUACGGUGGAGCUUGACCGGUCGGAGCACAUCGGCCAGCUGGAGCGCGAAAUUGGGGAGCUACAGAACGAGCUGCGUAGCGUCAUCAUCGACAACUCGGUACAGCUCGAGUCGAAGGAGAAGGAGUACGGCGAAAAGUUGGCCGCUCUGCGUCAAGAAAACCAAACCCUGCAAGACCGGAUGGCAAAGGAGACUCCCGAAACCCCGAAGCCGGAACCGGAUCCACGGGUCGCGGAAAUCAUUCGCCGCUUUUUCGAUCUGGAUCUUUCAAAUCCAGAUAAGCUGGCGGACCGUUUGCAGCAAUCGCGUGACGUCGAGGCGAAGCUAUCGGCCAUCGAAAAGAAGCUGAUCGAUGCGGGGAAGGAAAUAAAUUUCCUCAAGUCGGAAAAUUCACGCAUCCAGCACGACAAGGACACGCUGACGGCGGACCUGAUGCAGUACGAGAAAGAGUGUGCCAGCUUGAUGAAGAACAACGAUCGCUUGCUGGAGGAGCUGGAGAGCGUAAAGUGCAACAAGCUGGAGACGAUCAACGAAAACGCCGAGGACAGUAUCGUGGUGCUGGAGAAGCAGCUGGACGAUUCGCACCGGCUCAAUCGUAGCCUGGAGGAAGAGUAUCGUGAAGCGCACCGCAAGUUGGAGGAGGUGCUGGAAGAGAAGGAAGAGCUGCUGAUGAAGGUGACCUCGCUCGAGAGCUUUGAAAGUGAUAGUAAAGCGCGCGUGCGGCACCUUGAUCAGUCACUCGCGGAGUUGCGGAAGGAACGGGACGAGCUUGCGCAACAGUUGGAACAGUUGCGGGACGUUGGUGGCCAGGAAGCGGAUCAGCUGCGUACCGAGCUAACCAGUGUACAGGCCCAGCUGACAACGAUCAACGAGGACCAUGCCAAUCUGGUGCGGAAACUGCAACAGCUGCAGCAAACCUCGUCCGACAACGUUCGCAACUGGGAGUCAAAGUUGGAGGAGAUGCGCCAGCUGCUGGAGGAAAAAGAAUCGGACCUGCAGCAAGCACGCGAGUCAUCGGCGGUGGCCGAGCAGCAGGAAGCGUUGAGCGCCGAGAAUGAGCGUUACCGAGCGGAGCUGGAAAAGCAACGCGAGCAACUGGAAAGCCUUACCCAGCAGAAGGAAAACCUCGUCCAGCUGGUGACGACAAAGCACAACGAAAGCGUCCAGUAUCAUGCCGAGAUUCAGCGACUGAACCAACUGCUCGAGGCUGAAUCGGAACGACAGCCACCCGCCUGUCCCGAGUGUCCCGCGUUGCGCGAGCAGCUGCAGGACUACGAGCGGCUCACCGAUCAGAUACAGUUUUUGCGCGAAAAGUCCGACAUCCUUACGGCCAACCUGAUGACCGAGCAAAACAACCAGCGGAUGGCGCUGCAGCAGAAGCAGGAGCUGGUCGAACAGCGGGACGGUUUGCAGCGUGAUCUGGAGCGCUUGCGGCAGCAUCUGCUGGAGAUUGAGGAGGCGCACACGCAGGAAACGGUCGAACUGCAGCGACGGUACGACGACACCCGCCAACAGCUGGCCUCGCUCGAGCGUGAUGUGAAACAGUCGACCAAUGCGCUAACGUCCGCUAGCAUUCGGGCGAACCAGCAGGCGGAAACACUGCAAGCCCAGUACCAGCUGUUGCUGCAGCAGCGCGACGAACUGGGCGCUCGUCUAAGCGCGGCAGACGAUCGCGAUCAGAAGAACCAGGCCGCCCUUACCAACCUACAGUGCGCGCUCGAACAGUUCCAGAUGAAUCGCGAGCGGGACAUCGAGCUGGCGACGAGCAGCAUCCGCAACGAGCUGGAGCAAGCGCGCGUCCGGGAAGACGGGCUGAAGGAUAUGUUGAAGCAGGUCCAGCAACAGCUGACCGAUGCGAAGACGGGACUGCUGGCGGCGGCUCGCAUUUCCGACCAGCUGGAAAUAUCGCAAGUGACGGUCGCAUCGCUAAAAGCGGAAUUGGCCAAGCGGGACGAGCGGUACGCGGCGCUAGAAAAUCGGCUCCACGAAACGGAAUCGAGCCAGGCGGACAAGGUGGAAAAGACGCUGGUGAAAAAUCUUAUCAUCGGGUACGCGGUCGCACCGAACGCAACCGACAAGCAGCAAAUCAUGAAGCUGAUCUCGUCCGUGCUGACGAUGGACCAGGCCGAAUGUACCAAGGUGGGGCUACACCAUAAGGGAGCGGGCGGGACGGGCGGCGGCGGCUGGCUGAACAGCUUCCUUGGCGGAAGUGGUGGUGAUGGGCCGGGAGGACCGGGAGGAGGAGGAGCCAACUACAACAAAGAGUCCCUUACCGAGGCGUUCGUGAAAUUCCUCGAGAAGGAAUCGGCUCCCCGUGCCACUGCAGGCUCUAGUCUACUGAACAUAGUCACGUCACCCGCCGCUACCAUCAACAUCACACCGUCGAGCGGUACCGUAGACGGGCAGCCGGGACCCAUCACGUCGACGGCAGGAAGCAACAUGAUCACGGCAGCAGCAGGACCACCGUCACAGCAACAGCAGCAGCAGUCGUCACCCGUUCAACCGAUCCUGGUGCCGGAAGCGAUGAUGAUGAUGCAGCAGCAGCCUGGGUUUGCACCGCCCCGAAGCUCCAGCUCGAUACUGAAGGACAUACUGAGCGAUUCCUGAUACUCGUACGGUGAUCCGAUGCUUUGCUAAAAAGCGCUGAUGUAAAGAUAAGGAGCGUAACUCUAUGUCUGUGCGCUGUGCCGAGCAUAGCUGGAAACCGGGUGCAAUUCAGCAUUUUAUUAUGGAGACGCAUCGAAUCGAAGCAGGCCACGAGACAACCAAUAUAGAGAGGGAAUAUUAUAUAUCUUAUUCGACAAACUAA